Messenger RNA from Miniopterus natalensis, 3772 nucleotides. RefSeq names its product limb and CNS expressed 1 (gene LIX1). Gene Ontology annotation, cellular component: cytoplasm. Gene Ontology annotation, biological process: autophagosome maturation. Lineage: Eukaryota; Metazoa; Chordata; Mammalia; Chiroptera; Miniopteridae. The record is from RefSeq and is a predicted model, not a curated record.
GCAAUGGAAACCUGCCUGUCAGCCAGCCUUUAGAGCUAAUUAGCUCAGCACACAACAAAGAUAAGUGAGCCUGCGAGGAGGGCCCCCUGAGGGGUCUUUAGAUUCUGGGAAAUGUCUGAUUGGCAGAUGUUAAAAGGGAUUCUUUGGUAAUCCUGUGCAUCAAUGAGCUGCACAAAUUCAGUCCAGGACUGCAAGAGCUCAGGCAUGAGGACCCUGUGCAGCAGGCUCUCACAGGCAGACCAAGAUGGACAGAACCUUGGAAUCCCUGAGACACAUCAUUGCCCAAGUCCUGCCUCACAGAGACCCAACUCUGGUCUUCAAAGACUUGAAUGUUGUGUCAAUGUUACAGGAAUUUUGGGAAAGCAAGCAGCAGCAGAGGGCUGCGUUCCCCAGUGAAGGUGUGGUGGUGUACGAGUCACUGCCAUCUCCUGGACCCCCCUUUGUGAGUUAUGUGACCCUUCCAGGGGGAAGCUGUUUUGGCAACUUUCAGUGCUGCUUAAGUAGAGCUGAGGCCAGACGGGAUGCAGCUAAAGUGGCCCUAAUCAACUCCCUGUUCAAUGAGCUGCCCUCUCGAAGGAUCACCAAGGAAUUCAUUAUGGAGAGCGUGCAGGAAGCAGUUGCCUCCACCAGCGGCACUUUGGAUGAUGCAGAUGACCCCAGCACCAGCAUUGGAGCCUAUCACUACAUGUUGGAGUCAAAUAUGGGGAAGACCAUGCUGGAAUUUCAGGAGCUGAUGACCAUUUUCCAACUAUUACACUGGAAUGGAAGCCUAAAAGCCCUUCGUGAAACAAAGUGCUCCCGACAGGAAGUCAUCUCCUACUAUUCCCAGUAUUCGCUGGAUGAAAAGAUGCGCAGCCACAUGGCCCUGGACUGGAUCAUGAAGGAGCGGGAGUCACCAGGAAUUCUCUCUCAAGAGCUACGAAUAGCUCUGAGGGAGCUGGAGGAAGCCAGGAAAGCAGGACAAGAACUACGGUUUUACAAAGAGAAGAAAGAAAUCCUGAGUUUAGCCCUGACUCAGAUCUACAGCGAUCCUGACACUUCCCCACCCAGUGAUGAUCAGCUGAGCCUCACAGCCCUUUGUGGCUAUCACUAGCAAGGCCAGGUUCCAACUACCAGAAGUUGGCAGGGGCUAGACUCUAACAGUAGGAAGCUCAUUGAAGGAGGUUGUCAGAGGCUUUAGCACCUAUAGCUAAUACCUGAAGGUUGUACUAAUUCUCCCCACCCAUUCCAUUCACAGAAUCUGAGAGCAGUUAGACCCUUAUAGGACCCAACGUCCCACUUGUUGCUGUUUUCUCAUCACACUCACAAUAGUUCUACCUCAGAAUGAAAGGAUGGAGACAGGGUGGCUUGAAAAAUAUUUUCCAGGGCUGGCUCCAACCUAAGGCCUGGUUGACAUGUGACUUGCUACAUUAUAUAUGUUGUUUCAAAGAAUGGGCAGGUAGCAUUCCCCAAAAGAACAUCAGCUAGGACUGGGGGGAAAGCAUGAUAACAAUUUUCAUUAAAUAAAAGACAUGGAUUGGGAUUAAAUAAAAAAUACGGAUUUCUUUUAAAAAUAUUCAAGGGUCAGAAUUUCUUCCUGAGCUUUAUAAGCUAAGAGAGCUUAUGCUCUACUAGCUGUAAUCCAACACCCCAGUGGGAACUUUAUUUGAACAUCUCACUAUCAAAGAUCUUGAAGUGGUAAUGGUAUGAAAAUGCUAAAAAAAUUUAAUGUGGCUUAAAAUGCUAUUGUGAUAACUUUUUUAAAACCCUAUUGUGAUAAUUUUUUAAAACCCACACUCUUCCACAUGGGGAUAAAUAUAUCACCUACAAUAAAAUCCUCAAGAAUUUCUCAAGAAGAAUUCAUAUCCAAUUUUUAUGAGUCCUGCAGUCAGUCAUGUUCAUUUAUAAUUUGCAAAUAAAUCACUUGAAUUGAUUUGUUUUUAUUUUUGCCAUUACAGUCAUAUAUCUAAAAUGGAGAACGUUAUUGGCAUUUUAAAAGUUGAAACAUUUUGAGAAAUCAUUAGCAUUUAGCAAUGUUUGCAUUUAAUUAAUUUCUCAUGCAUUAGAGAGAAGGAAUCUUUAGCUGCCUUUAUUGUUAUUCAAGAGCCUAAGCCACCAGUAGCUCAACCUAUUGUUAUUUUUAAGUUUAAUCACUGGAAUCUUCUUUAAAGAAGGGAUAGACAUUGCCAUCUCUCUUCGAAAAGGGCUUGGGUCAAACAAAUGAUUAGAAAACCAAAAGCAAAUACACUAAAUUUUAGAUGGUUGGUGGUCACUCGAAGUUAAAAAUGGCAGCACUUGUAGGUAUUACCAUAUUUAUAACAUGAAAAGGAUUAACUUGCAUUUAGUCCAAUAGUUCAAAUUAAAGAAAACAAUUUUCUCGAUUUUAAAUAAGGUUCCUUUUACUUCUUGUUUAGACAAAUGCAAACUAACUUUCUUGAAAGACUAUUAUAAUUACUUUAAGUUUACAAAAAAAAAAGAUACUCCAGCCUUAUAUCUAAAUAUGUACAAAAGUAUUUGACACUCCUUAAAUCCCCAUGAAAACUACUGUGUACUGAUCAUAUAUUUUGGAAUUAGCCAUAAUAAUGAAAAGUUAACUUCACAUACUGCAUUUCCCACACCAGGGGAAAAUUUACCUAUCUGUCCUACACUAAUGUUUUGAAAAGGUAAUACUAUAUAAUAUUAUCUAAAUUUUACUUGAAAAUACUGUUUUAAUAAAAAUCACAUUCCUCCCAGUAAUGAGGCCAAAUGUCACUCACCUAGAAUAAAACUUUAUUCCCAAAAAGGAAUUAGAAUUAAUAUUCGUAAGUUGAAUAAAUUUUGAGAAACUUUCUAUUUAAAGUAAUUUUUUUAUCAAGUCAUUACCCUUUAUACCACUUGAGAAAAGCCACAAUUUCCCAUGUUGAGUGUAAUUAAAGGUAGCUCCACCUUUACUGCAUUUGCAGCCUUUGACAAUGACCACCUCAAGUUGACACCAUCUAAUUAGGUGUGGGAACAGCUGGGAAAAUAUCAAAUUUACUUUCUGCUCUACAAUCAGAAAACUGCACCAACUAUCCCUUGGCCACUAUCAAUUGUUCCUGGCUGGUCACAACUGCCCACUCGUCCUCGAAUGGCGUGGAAGCUGCAGCAAAAGAGCCAAAAGCCAGAUUCCCCCCCACUGCUGAUCCCUCUGAUGUUCAUUUAUAGCAAAUCAACGUGAGCUAAAACAUGAUGGCUGUCCGUACAUCACAGGAACAUCUAUAAUCCUGGCCCAGAGGAGAGUAGGGCUGAAGACCAAGGCGAAAUGUUAUUAGUUUUCCUUUUCUGUACCCUGUUCUCAAUAGCACACUGUGUUGAAGGGGACUAGAGUGGAGGAUUCUCGAUUUAAGUAUAUACAGCUCUGGCUCCUAACUUUCUGUGGUUAUAAGCCCUUUGAAAAGCUGAUAAAAGCUAUGAACCUCUUCCUAGGAAAAUAGAACCAAGUGUAUACAUUUAAAGUUACAUAAACAGUUUCCGAGAGUAUGGGAACCUCCCCAAAUUCCUUGAAUUUCUCUGUCCGAGAAGCCCCGGUUGGGAACUCUUAAUUUGAACACAUGCUUACAGUCUCGUAAACUUUUCAGCAGGAAUCCAACCUAGCUCAGACAUAGUCCCAUGGAGCCUGCUUCUGAGAUAAAAGCCAUCAUCCUUAAAUACAAAAUCGCACUGGAUUUAGACAAGAGAUAAGUUUAAUUUUCUCAAACAGCUUAAACUAGUCACUAAACUUGUGUGAACGUAUCAGAAUAUAACAGAUCUAAUAAAGUCGUUGUUCCUCUAGUGA